UUUGGUGUGAAUGAUAUCCUGGUCCUUUCUCAGGCUCUGUGGGCAUUGAAUGGUGGGAUCCACAUCAAACAAAUUCAGCCCGCCAGACCUAAACCAGUUCCUCAAAAUAACAGUUCAUCCAUAAUAUCCGCGUUUGACAUGGGAAUCAGUGACGAGGAGUGGGGAAGACUACAGAAGGCUAUUGACUGGCCUAUUCCAGAUCAAGAAAUCACUCAUCUGAAUCAGAGCACAAGUCCAGGCCACUCAACUUUCUCUAUUGUGGGACUCAAAGAGAGUUACAAAGUGAGAGAAAAGAUCUCUGUUAUUAUCACAGCCAGAGACCACAACAAGAACCUGAAAAGACAUGGAGGAGAUUUUUUCAAAGCAAAACUUUUCAAUGCAGACCUAAAGGCGAGUGUGUACGGGGAGGUUGUGGAUCAUCGUAAUGGGACUUACUCUGUUGCUCUUCUUCUGCACUGGGAAGGUCAGGCACAAGUUUCUGUUCGUCUUGAGCACUCCAGUGAGGUUGUGCAGAUUCUUAAAAAAUACAGGGAGUCUUCAUUCCCACGCAGCCACUAUAAUGGCUACUUUGAAGGGCCAGGACUCAAUAAAACUAAGAUCCAUGAAGUAGUAGAAUGUAAUCUUAAGUGGGGUGCAGAUGGAAGCUGGAGGAAAGGCGACUGCUGCUGUGAGUAUAAGGAUAUAAAAACAGGGACGGUGUGGCAGUGUGAGAGACCUAAGGAACUUUCCUGUGACAAACUGGUUCAUCACUCAUACGGACGUUUGGAAAGCCCAUUACAUCUUUUUGAGCAGCAGCUUUUUACAAAGAAUUUAACAAAUGUUGCUAUUAGUGGAGACAAAAAAAUCAUAAAUGUCCUUCCCAACACUGCAUCCAUUGGCACAAUGGAGAAAUGCAGGUCUGGCAUGACGACACCGGUUCCUGCAGGAUUUUAUUUGAACGAUGUCUGGAAGUCUUUUGUAUGCAACACUCGACAGUUCAGUCCUGCACAAAUGGGAAACUGUCUUAAAAACAAGAUUGUCUAUUUGAUGGGAGACUCCACCACAAGGCAGUGGUUUGAGUACUUAGAAAGAAACGUGCCAGAAUAUUUUUCAAAGUGAUUGGCUCAUGCUGCAGUUGGACACAGUGAUGCGGGAGAUGUUCAGAGACAUUGAUGGAGUCAUCUUCUUAGAUGUCUGGCAGAUGACUUCCUGUCACUAUCUACGUGAACACAUUCACCCAAGACCUGUCAUCAUUGCUAAUGAAGUCAACAUGUUUCUCUCAUAUGUUUCUCCUAGCUGCGGCCUGUUCAACUGGAUUUUGUUCCAUAGAGAAAAUGGGAAACUAACCUGGUCGAGGGAAGGCUAACUGUCUGACUCUCUGGCAGGCUUCAAUAUUAUUUGACUUUAUUAACCACUAUCAGUCCAAAAAUUUAACUAUUCUCCAUAAACCAGCUGAAGUUCAGAGCAGGAGGUUUUGAAUCACUGCUCAGUAUGCAGUCUUUGUGAGGUGUUAUUAAUCUAAAGUUUUUAAUUAUAAAAGCUCUAUGAUUAUACAGUAUAGGAUCCAGCAGUUUCAUAACCAUAUAUGAAGGAAUUCAAAAGCAUGAUAAGACACAAACAUUUUGAACUACUAUUUCAUUUAAACACAAAGAGAGACAUCAAAAAUCAGUGCACGAAUCUCAACAAUUGUGAACAUAGGCGCCGAUUUAUGUUUCUGCCGGUGGGU
Molecule: messenger RNA, 1705 nt
Organism: Sinocyclocheilus rhinocerous
Lineage: Eukaryota; Metazoa; Chordata; Actinopteri; Cypriniformes; Cyprinidae
Product: NXPE family member 1-like
Exons: 5
Source: RefSeq, a predicted model, not a curated record